Malaya genurostris is the source of this 1908-nucleotide messenger RNA. RefSeq names its product calreticulin. Gene Ontology annotation, biological process: protein folding. Bases 159 to 1385 code for a protein of 408 amino acids. Gene Ontology annotation, cellular component: endoplasmic reticulum membrane; endoplasmic reticulum. The record is from RefSeq and is a predicted model, not a curated record. Gene Ontology annotation, molecular function: calcium ion binding. The transcript is spliced from 3 exons. Lineage: Eukaryota; Metazoa; Arthropoda; Insecta; Diptera; Culicidae.
CAGUUGGGUGUAUCUUCAUUCGUAGUUGAACAGUCAGGCAGGAAAAGCGGAUCGCCGAGCGAUACCGGUGUGGAUCAGUGCAAAGGAUUGAAGUGAUUUUUUUUAAAUCCAGGAUCCGAAGUUAACUAGAACAACAUAGUGAGGAGUAGGUUUUCAGUAUGCAUGCUUUCGGCAAGGUUCUAGUAGCCCUAUCAGUAAUUGGUCUGGUAGUGGCAGAGGUAUACUUCGAGGAAGGAUUCAAAGAUGAUUCGUGGGAGAAGAACUGGGUUCAGAGUGAGCACAAGGGAGUGGAAUAUGGAAAAUUCGUUCGAACUGCCGGCAAGUUCUUCAACAACGAGGAAACCGAUAAAGGUCUGCAAACUUCCCAGGAUGCCCGGUUCUACGCUUUGUCUACCAAGUUCCAACCAUUCUCGAACAAGGACGAUACCCUGGUCAUCCAGUUUUCGGUUAAACAUGAACAGAACAUUGACUGUGGUGGCGGUUACCUGAAAGUGUUCGACUGUGCUCUGGAGCAGAAAAAUUUGCACGGUGACUCACCGUAUCUGGUUAUGUUCGGGCCGGACAUUUGCGGACCGGGCACCAAGAAGGUGCACGUCAUCUUCAGCUACAAGGGCAAGAACCAUCUGAUAAACAAGGAUAUUCGCUGCAAGGACGAUGUCUACACCCAUUUCUACACGCUGAUAGUGAAGUCGGAUAACACGUACGAAGUUUUGAUCGACAAUGAGAAGGUUGAGUCGGGAUCACUCGAAGAUGACUGGGACUUCCUGCCCCCGAAAAAGAUCAAGGAUCCAGAAGCCAAGAAACCGGAAGACUGGGAUGAUCGUGCUACCAUUCCCGAUCCGGAAGACACCAAGCCAGAGGACUGGGACAAACCAGAACACAUUCCGGAUCCAGAUGCUACCAAGCCGGAUGAUUGGGACGAUGAAAUGGAUGGUGAAUGGGAACCACCGAUGAUUGACAACCCAGAAUACAAGGGCGAAUGGAAGCCGAAACAAAUCGAUAAUCCCAACUACAAGGGUGUCUGGGUUCAUCCCGAAAUCGACAAUCCGGAAUAUACCGAAGACAACACUUUGUAUCUGCGCGAAGAAGUUUGCGCCGUUGGUCUUGAUCUGUGGCAGGUGAAAUCUGGCACUAUCUUCGAUAACUUCAUGAUCACAAACGACGUAGAAGAGGCCAAAAAGGCGGCAGCUACUUUCAAGGAUACCCAAGAGGGUGAGAAAAAAAUCAAGGAAGCCCAGGAGGCCGAAGAGCGAAAGAAGGCUGAGGAGGAAGCUAAAGCGGCCGAAGCUGAGAAAGACGACGAAGAUUUGGACGAUGAAGAGGACGAUGACAAUGCAACCGGUGAGGCAACCGAAGUGGACGAAGAGGGACACGAUGAGCUGUAAGCUCCAGCAGGAGUACGAUCUUCUGUCAGGGGAUGUGCAUUUAACGUCACUAUCUAAAAUUACCCCUUUUAAGUUCCAAUUCCCUUUGAAUCCUUCCAAUUUAUUGUUCGUUUUCCUUUCUUUUUUUGUUGUCUAACAGUAUGAAGACUAUGUUCAAAUAGUCACUGUUAUUUAUCUGAGACGAGUCAGUGUUUUUUUCUUGCGAGUAUAAAAAUGCCUCAACAAACGAAAGCAAAGGUUCUACCGAAUCAGCGUUUAGUGCUUGAAUAAAAUGAAAAAGUCUGAAUAAUCAUUUUAAUCUGGGUUACGUUAUGGAAGAGAGGUUGUCGCAACUUUAGAAUCCGACUGGUAGCGAGAAGUAUAAGACACACAUUGCUUUUUUGUGAUUGCGACUGAAUGAAACAUGAUUUAGGUGUAUGAUGUGCGUGUACAUAAGUUUUUUCUCUGUUUAAUUCAAAUUGAAUUACUUUUAGAAGUAUAGGAGGAAAAAAUCUGAAUAAAACUGGCUGAAUAUUCAAAAGUA